This is a messenger RNA of Ostreobium quekettii, 414 nucleotides long. NCBI's taxonomy places the organism in Eukaryota, Viridiplantae, Chlorophyta, Ulvophyceae, Bryopsidales, Ostreobiaceae. The record is from the annotation of a GenBank genome assembly.
AUGGGUUUGAGCAAAGCUGGAAACAAACGAGGUGCCCUGGGGACAGGCGGGGCUGCCUGGCCUGUGGCCAUGGGCUGCCUCUUGUCAGGCCUUGGAUUGAAGCGCUGCGUGAGAAGCGCAGCACAGGCACAUCCUCUUCUCUACACUGGAUCUACUGCCUUCUGGAUGGCCCAGCCCUUCCCAGCUGCUCGUUGGGCAACUUUUCCUGCCAGCCAAGAAGCUGCGAAUUUCUUGAUUUCAUGGUUGUAUGUUGGAGCCCAGUCCAGCGUUGCCUGCGGCUCUGCACGCAUGGCAAUGGCUGCUGCUCAGUGCUGGUGGAUGGUCAAGCGAGCUGGGGAGGCAAUGGAGGUGGUGCAGAGACCAGAAGCGACUGAAACACGUUGGACAGUGGGCAUAGAUGUGAUGAAUUGCUGA